GUCGUAUAACUGGUAUAUAGAAAACACAGAAGACUGAGGGAAAAAUAAAACCCAAUAUGGCGCACGGGGGCUACGACAAGCGCGGCGCCGCCGCCGAGCGGAAGAAGUCGGCAGGGAACCGGCGGACCAAAACCCUAGCCAUCGACAAGAAAUCCAAGCCCCAAAAAUCCAAAGCCGUUUCUCUCAAAAACCAAAUACGCUCCACUGAACGCAUGCUGCUCCGCAAAGAAUUGCCGAAAGAAGUAAAGGAAGCGCUAACAACGAAGUUGGAAGGACUCAAGAAACAGCAAGAGACUCAAAAUCGUGUGGCUGUUGAGCGAAAAAUAUUUCUCCGGACCAAAAAGAUUAGAUUUUUCGAGAGAAGUAAGAUCGAGCGGAAGAUAAAACGGUUGGAAAAGCAGCAGCUCACUUCAACUGGUGAGGCCCAAGAAGCGGAAAUUGCUGAUCAGCUCUCGAAACUGAAAGAAGAUCUUGAAUAUGUUAAGUUCUUCCCAAAAACUGAGAAAUACGUUUCGUUAUUUCUGGGAGGCGACAAGACUGAAAUUGUCGAGAAGAGAAAUAACUUGCGGAAGCAAAUUAAAGCAAAUAUGGUCGCUGCUGCAGCAAGUGGGAAGGAGUUGGAAGAAACAGGAAAUGAGGAUGAUGUGAUCUUGAAUCAUAGUGACGAUGAUUUUUUCUUAAACGAGAGCUCCAGCGAUGAAGCUGAGGCUGACGAUGAGGUGACAGACAAAAGUACAAGGGAGCAAGUCUCCAGUACCUCGGGUAAAACGCCACCUGCAAUUCAGAGAAAGAUUACAGCUCGUGCUCCAAUGCCACCUCCCGUUCCAUCUCGCAAGCCGUUUUCAAGUUCGUUCAAACACAAAUCAAGAUUUGCAGCAUCUUCAGACAAGAAGUCAUCAUAUAAUAGAGCUGAAAAAACAUCCCCAUUCACCAAUACAUCCACUAGCAAUGGUCAAUCUUCCUUCAAAAAGAGAGGCCAUGUAGAUUUGACCAUCGGAAACAACAGUAACCCGAAGCGGGUCCCGCUGGAUUUGACAACCGAAAAGAGCAGUAACCGAAAGUGGGUCCCACCGGAUUUGACCACCGAAAAGAGCGGCAACUUAAAAAGAUUUCCGGUGGAUAUGACCACCGAAAAGAGUGGUAACCUAAAAAGAUUCCCGGUCGAUUUGCCCAUCGGAAAUAGCAGUAACCUAAAAAGAUUCCCGGUCGAUUUGCCCAUCGGAAAUAGCAGUAACCUAAGUUCCAACGCAGAUGUCAGAAAACCUCGAAGAAAGAGGAGGCCCAAGAAGAAAAAGCAACAGUAGUUGGCUGUGUAAUAUUCGACAAAUUUUGUUUUGACAUUGGCAUUUCUUUUAUGUAUGUUAUUUAUCAGUUUCAGUUAUUAGUUCUUUCUUACAUUCAAAUCUUAAACUAGUAAUAUUCUAUCAUCAAGGUACCGCAUUCAUGUGAACAUUGGGUUGUAUUGUUUGAAAUUACUGAUAUUGUCUGAGUUGAAAAGAAAUCAGGCACACUUUUUUUUAGGCCUUCA
Molecule: messenger RNA, 1528 nt
Organism: Erythranthe guttata (spotted monkey flower)
Lineage: Eukaryota; Viridiplantae; Streptophyta; Magnoliopsida; Lamiales; Phrymaceae
Product: rRNA-processing EFG1-like protein (DUF2361)
Biological process (GO): maturation of SSU-rRNA from tricistronic rRNA transcript (SSU-rRNA, 5.8S rRNA, LSU-rRNA)
Cellular component (GO): nucleolus; preribosome, small subunit precursor
Source: RefSeq, a predicted model, not a curated record